Messenger RNA from Rhineura floridana, 3367 nucleotides. Its product is annotated as potassium/sodium hyperpolarization-activated cyclic nucleotide-gated channel 2-like. The record is from RefSeq and is a predicted model, not a curated record. Gene Ontology annotation, biological process: transmembrane transport; potassium ion transport. The coding region runs from base 78 to 2849 and encodes 923 amino acids. Gene Ontology annotation, molecular function: voltage-gated potassium channel activity. The transcript is spliced from 8 exons. Gene Ontology annotation, cellular component: membrane. Lineage: Eukaryota; Metazoa; Chordata; Lepidosauria; Squamata; Rhineuridae.
CUGUCGCUUCGGCGCAAGAGGCGGCGGCGGCGGGCAAGGAGAGGCUUCAGCCGCCGCGCGGAGGGUGCAACAGCAGCAUGGGGAGCCGGGCCGGCAAAGGGGGCUCCCCCAACGGGGAGUGCCGCCGCGGCGGGGCCGAGGAGGACGGAGGAGCUGCCGAGCCGCCGUCGCUGUCCAGCCAGCCGAAGGUCUCCUUCUCCUGCAGCGCCGCCGAGGACGGAGGUGGCGGCGGGUCCCCGAAGGCAGCCGAGGAAGGCGCCGCCGCUGCCGGAGCUCCGGAGGGCGAGCCCCGCGGCAGCCAGGCCAGCUUCAUGCAGCGGCAGUUCAGCGCGAUGCUCCAGCCGGGCGUCAACAAGUUCUCGCUGCGGAUGUUCGGCUCCCAAAAGGCCGUCGAGCGCGAGCAAGAGCGCGUCAAGUCCGCCGGCGCCUGGAUCAUUCACCCCUACAGCGAUUUCAGGUUCUACUGGGACUUUACCAUGCUGCUCUUCAUGGUGGGGAACCUCAUCAUUAUUCCCGUCGGCAUCACGUUCUUCAAGGACGAGACCACGGCCCCCUGGAUCGUCUUCAACGUGGUGUCGGACACAUUCUUCCUCAUGGACCUCGUGAUGAACUUCCGGACGGGCAUCGUCAUCGAGGACAACACGGACAUCAUCUUGGACCCCGAGCGGAUCAAGAAGAAGUACCUGAAGACUUGGUUCGUGGUGGACUUUGUCUCCUCCAUCCCGGUGGAUUAUAUCUUCCUCAUUGUGGAGAAGGGCAUCGAUUCGGAGGUCUACAAGACCGCCCGGGCCUUGCGCAUCGUCCGCUUCACCAAGAUCCUCAGCCUUUUGCGGCUGCUUCGGCUCUCCAGGCUUAUCCGCUACAUCCACCAGUGGGAGGAGAUCUUCCACAUGACCUAUGACCUGGCGAGCGCCGUGAUGCGGAUCAUCAACCUCAUUGGCAUGAUGCUGCUCCUCUGCCACUGGGAUGGCUGCCUCCAGUUCCUUGUGCCGAUGCUUCAGGAUUUCCCCAGCGACUGUUGGGUCUCCAUCAACGGCAUGGUGAACGACUCCUGGAGUGAGCUGUACUCCUUUGCCCUCUUCAAGUCCAUGAGCCACAUGCUGUGCAUCGGCUACGGGCGCCAAGCGCCGGAAAGCAUGACGGACAUCUGGCUGACCAUGUUGAGCAUGAUUGUCGGGGCUACCUGCUAUGCCAUGUUCAUCGGCCAUGCCACCGCCCUCAUCCAGUCCUUGGAUUCCUCCCGGCGCCAAUAUCAGGAGAAGUACAAGCAAGUGGAGCAAUACAUGUCCUUCCACAAGCUCCCCGCGGACUUCCGCCAGAAGAUCCACGAUUACUAUGAGCACCGCUACCAGGGCAAGAUGUUUGAUGAGGACAGCAUCCUUGAGGAGCUGAAUGAGCCUCUGCGAGAGGAGAUUGUCAAUUUCAACUGUCGGAAGCUGGUGGCCUCCAUGCCGCUCUUUGCCAACGCCGACCCCAACUUCGUCACCGCCAUGCUCACCAAGCUGAAGUUUGAGGUCUUCCAGCCGGGCGAUUACAUCAUCCGCGAGGGUACCAUUGGCAAGAAGAUGUAUUUUAUCCAGCAUGGAGUGGUCAGUGUCCUCACCAAGGGCAACAAGGAGAUGAAACUCUCAGAUGGCUCCUACUUCGGAGAGAUUUGCCUACUGACGAGAGGUCGUCGAACUGCGAGCGUCCGGGCGGAUACCUACUGCCGUUUGUACUCCCUCUCGGUGGACAACUUCAACGAAGUCUUGGAGGAGUACCCCAUGAUGCGGCGGGCUUUUGAAACAGUCGCCAUUGAUCGCCUCGACCGCAUAGGCAAAAAGAAUUCCAUCUUACUGCACAAGGUCCAGCAUGACCUCAACUCGGGCGUUUUCAACAACCAAGAGAAUGAGAUCAUCCAGGAGAUCGUCAAGUAUGACCGGGAGAUGGUCCAACAGGCUGAGCUGCAGCCACACAUGGCCAUGUACACGCCGGCCCAGCCCCAGGUGACCUCCGCCAUCGCCACGCUCCAGCAGGCGGUGGCCAUGAGCUUCUGCCCCCAGAUGGCCAGCCCAAUGGUCGGCCCGAUGGGCCUGGGCUCGCCCCGGAUGUUGCGGCGUCUGCAGUGCCAGGGGGGUGUCCCCGGGCCCUUCUCCAUCUCCCCAGUCCUGCUGCAACAACAUCACCAGCAGCAGCAGCUGAAUCUGCAACAGGGCAACCUUCAGCCGCAGCACCAAAAUGUCCAACAGCCGAAUGUCGUUUUGCAACAGCAGCAACAGCUGAAGCAGCCGCCGCCCGCUUCCUCCGCCAGCCGUUUCCCCCCGGGGGUGUCCAGCCCACCCUCCCAGAGCCCUCACACCACUCGGACGUUCCCCUACGGGGGCGCCAAGGGUCAGUCGGGUUCCCAGCUCUCGCUAACUCAGCAGAAGCCGCCCGGCUCGCCGCAGCGGCUGGCGGCCCACAAAAGCACACAGGCCCUUCACACCAGCAGCCUCAGCCAGGAGACCAGGCCGCUCUCGGCAUCCCAGCCCUCCCUCCCACAUGGCGUCUCCCAGAGCAUGAGCCGGAGCCCCCCAACCUCGGCCCGAGAGUCCGCGGCUUCGAUCGCGCCGGGGCAGGGGGCAUCCGCAACCUCCUUGUCGCCUGCCACUUCGACGCAGAGCUCUAGCAGCGCCCCUCAAGCUGCACCACGGGGACAGGCCCCCCCACCCCGCGUGGGCCUGCCGCACCCAAUGCCCACAGCCUCUGCCGCGUACCCGGGAGCAACGACAGCAGGCAGUCAGCAGGACUCGGGCAACGCCCGCAAGGAUUCCAUAGUUAGCGCCUCUGAUACGGACCCAGCAAAAUCCAGGCUCUCUUCCAACUUGUGACCUUUGACCUAAGCAGCAGGGGGGCAUUGUGGGGAAAGUACGAGGGGUGCGCACCAUGAGAGCCUCAGCUAUGUGGCAGCACGAGAUGGCGAUGAGGCAGCGGGACCGCAGAUUCCAUCACAGCUCCUUUUCUUUCAUGUUGACCGUUACGUGCUCUCCAAAACUGGCGGUAUGAAUAGUGUGUGUUUAAGGACCCUCAGGGUUGUCCCCCGUUGCUGGCCGCUAAAUCAGGCGGGACCCCCAGGGAGGUUUUGCAUCCUGCUUUGGAGAAAGGGGUGGAUGGAUACACAGAUAGCUGCCUCUUAGAGAAGCUGGGGAAAAGUUGUGUGUGUGUGUAUGGAAGGGGGGCACUCCUCUAGCCAGAAGAGAGGGUGCCGUGCGUGUGUGUUUGCGUGUGAAGCUGUUCCUGACCAAAGUUUGGCUCCGGACUCCUGUGGUCAUCUUACGUCCAUCUCACCUCAUCCUGCUAGGACUGUACCACCGAAAGCCAUAUCUAGAUUAUUGUGCAACUUAUCCAA